Lampris incognitus (smalleye Pacific opah) is the source of this 2682-nucleotide messenger RNA. RefSeq names its product acetyl-coenzyme A synthetase 2-like, mitochondrial. The record is from RefSeq and is a predicted model, not a curated record. Gene Ontology annotation, cellular component: mitochondrion. Bases 158 to 2200 code for a protein of 680 amino acids. Gene Ontology annotation, molecular function: AMP binding; acetyl-CoA synthetase activity. NCBI's taxonomy places the organism in Eukaryota, Metazoa, Chordata, Actinopteri, Lampriformes, Lampridae. The transcript has 14 exons.
AAACCCCUCUUCAGCUGUAAAGGACAUUUCGCAAUUCCGGAAAAGAAAAGAAAAAAAGAAAGAAAAGGAAAAUGAAAGUUAAGCGUUGCUGGUUACCAGCCUAUAUAUGGACUUCGACUGAUGCCUGCCUUUAAUUGGGAAAGAAAGCGGUUGCAGGAUGCAGUCUCUCUGCGGACGCAUUUCCAACUACUUCGUAACUUCAUCCGCUCGACGGAUCGCAGAUCGCCGUCUCCUCGCCGGUAGGAGUUGCAGCACAUCAGCAUGCGUGCCAGAGAUAGCUGGAUAUGAGGGGGUCGCUGAUCAUGGCGGACUCCAUGGGUUCUCCGUGGCGCAGACGGAGCGGUUUUGGGGCGCGGUGGCGCGUAGCAGACUCUCGUGGAACUCCCCGUUCCACACCGUGCACGACUGCGACCUGAGUCAGGGCAAAAUCAGGUGGUUUCUGGGAGGAAAACUCAACGUAUCCGUGAACUGCCUGGACCGUCAUGCUUGCGCCUUCCCAAACAGAGUGGCUUUAAUAUGGGAGAGAGAUGAGCCAGGGUCAGAGGUCAAGGUCACCUACAGACAGCUACUGGAACUGACGUGCCGCCUGGGUAACCUGUUCAGAAGGCAUGGUGUGAAGAAGGGGGACUGUGUCACCCUCUACAUGCCCACCUGCCCCCUGGCUGUGGCAUCUAUGUUGGCCUGUGCCCGCAUCGGUGCUGCCCACAAUGUGGUGUUUGCAGGGUUCAGCGCAGAGGCCCUUGCAGACCGUAUCAGAGACGCCCAGUCCAGCAUGGUCAUCACAGUCAACCAAGGCGUAAGAGGAGGAAAGGUCGCUGAGCUGAAGAAGACAGUGGAUGUGGCAGUCCAGAGCUGUCCCUCAGUGAAACAGGUGUUUGUUGCUUUGAGGACAGAGAAUCCAGUAGGCAUGACAUCCAGGGACGCCCUCCUGGAGGAGGAGCUGCAGAAGGAGGAUGUGGUGUGUGAACCUGCUGCCAUGGACAGCGAAGACGUGUUAUUCCUACUUUAUACAUCAGGCAGCACAGGGAAGCCUAAAGGACUGGUCCACACACAGGCGGGAUACUUGCUUUACGCGUUACUCACACACAAGUAUGUCUUUAACUACCAUGAUGGGGACGUGUUUGGCUGCGUGGCGGACAUCGGCUGGAUAACAGGACACACCUACACCGUCUAUGGGCCCUUGGCCAACGGGGGAACCACUGUCUUGUUUGAGAGCACUCCCGUAUAUCCCGACCCAGGGAGGUACUGGGAGAUGGUUCAACGACUGAAGAUCAACCAGUUUUAUGGGGCUCCCACCGCAAUCCGCCUGCUGCUGAAGUACGGAGACCAGUGGGUGCAGAAAUAUGAUCGCUCCUCACUGAAAAUCCUGGGCUCUGUGGGCGAGCCCAUCAACACGGAGGCAUGGGAGUGGUACCACAGAGUGGUUGGGGGAGGACGUUGCUCCGUGGUCGACACCUGGUGGCAAACAGAAACAGGUGGCAUCUGCAUUGCCCCGAGGCCAUCAGACCCAGAUGCUGUGAUUGUCCCAGGAAUGGCCAUGAGACCCUUCUUUGGCAUCAAGCCGGUGCUCAUGGACAAAGAGGGUGCGGUGCUGAGCACCAAUGACACAUCUGGAGCGCUGUGCAUAGCCCAGCCUUGGCCUGGUAUGGCCCGCACCAUUCAUAAUGACCACCAGAGAUUCACUGAGACCUACUGCCAGCCGUACCGCGGUUACUUCUUCACUGGUGAUGGCGCCUACCGCUGCAAAGAAGGUUAUUACCAGAUUAUUGGUCGUCUUGAUGAUGUCAUCAAUGUGAGUGGUCACAGGAUUGGGACUGCAGAGCUGGAGGAUGUAGUGAACCGAUGUCGUUGGGUUGCUGAGUCGGCCGUCAUAGGUUACACACAUGACAUUAAAGGCCAAGGUGUGUAUGCAUUCGUGGUACUAAAGAAAGAGGUGGAUGUCCAAGAGGCUGACUUGGUCCAGCAUCUCAAAGACAUGGUGUCUAAAAGUAUAGCCAAGUACGCCUGUCCAGACUUCAUCCAGUUUGUCCCGCGUCUCCCGAAGACACGCUCAGGCAAGAUAAUGCGCCGGGUGCUGCGAAAAGUGGUGGAGCACGACGUGGAUGGGUUGGGUGACCUCAGCACGUUGGAGGACCCUGCCACAGUCCAGGAAGUCAUCCAAGGUCACCAUCAUCUCUUUAGUAAAACACACCAGCAAUAAUUUUUUUUUAAACCAAACAGAUUCUCGUCUGGAGUCUAGCUAUAUUGAUGUCCAUACCUUUCCAUUUAUUUUUAUUAUUUGCUGUACUCCAAUUACUUUUCCAUUCCAUUAAACUAAACAAUUUUUCUUCUUCAAAAAACAAAGUUGUUUUUUUUUUUGAAGACGAAGAAUGUGUCGCUUUAUUAAGAAUGAAGAAUCGGCAAACUACUGCUGGCCAUUGCUUAAUAACUGUUGGUCACUGUGGGACUGUUUUAGUUUGAAAAUUAGAAUUUUUAUGUAAUGAGAAGAGAGAAAAAGUGAGAUAAAACUGUAUAUACGUAGCUGCAUUUAUGCAAGUUGUAUAACCAUUCAAAGAACACCACUCAUGAGUAAUUAACAAAGAUACAAACUGUUUUAUUAAAGCAUUAACUCUAACUUUUUUUUAAAGUAAUGACUGUGAACAAAACAGAAUUAAAAUUGUGUAGUAUUUCAUUAAAAAAAAA